UCCUGCUGAUGUUAGUUUACAAAUGUUACCAAAGGUUUUUGUAAAAUUUUAAAUAAACGUUAGUUAAAAAAAGUAGAGGCACAAAACUUCGAUUGUGGGUUGUAAGUGUCGAUGACAGAACCUUAUAAUAUUCUGCGUGAUACGGGAUCCGAAAACGUUUCGUUGUUUUAUCGAUAUGUUCUUAGCAACAGCAAAAUCAUUGAUUGGUGAUAAAGUAAGUGUUAAAAUGUCCUAGUUUUAAUAUGAAAUAAAAAAGUAUGGAGAAUAUUCUAAACAAAGAUAUAUUUAACGAACGAGAUUUGGAGAAACUUUCUCCGGAUUAUAAACCUCUUGAUGUCGUGUUACGAAUGCAGACGAGAAGAACUAUAGCGAAAGAUACCCACAAUCAUGGGAUACUAAAAAACUCUAACUCUUCAAGGAGAUCUGUGAGAAAAUCCAAUAAUUACAACAACAUUAACAAGGAAAUCGCAAAAUUACGGCAUGAGUUUGAUGAUAUCAAUUUAAAAAACAGAAUUACUUUGAAAAGCCUUAGUACUUUAAAGUUAAAAUCAUCUAUUUAUGAUAAGAACUUGAUUUUCGAUGAAAGUUUGAUUAUAAACGAAAUUGAGGAAAGCAUAUUUUUAGACGAAAUACCUCAAGACCAAGAAUUAGAAAUACGGAAUGAUGAUGAGUUUAAAAUUAAAUCAAAAGUUAAACCAAUUAAACCAAUCAAGACACAUAGAGAAACUCAGGGCCAUAAAAGUUCAAAGCAAGCAAACAACCGUUUAUUGGAUUUAAAUAAAGAUAUAAAUGAGAACAAUGAAGAUAUCUUUAGAGUCGAGUGUACCAAUAAAUUCCUGAACUACAGAAAUAUUGAUAAGAAUGACGAACCAGAGGAACACUCACGAGAUAACGUUUUGCAUCAACGAGACACUGUUGAGCCUAUUUGCGAAGCACCAAAGCUAAUCCGAGAAGAAACGAACGAUUUACCACAGCUAUUAACCAUGAUGGCCUUAUCAGCCAAGCCAAGUAAGAUUGAAGAUGUAAUUGUUGAAACCGAAGUAAAGGACGCUGAAUCUUUUAAUCAUGAUGAACAUUGUGAAAACGAUGAUAAGAAUGCAGACUGCACUUCUGCAAGAUCAGAAGGAAUGGAUGAUAUUUUGAGAAUAACGCCAAUCAGAGUACAAAUCGAUGACAAGGAGACAUAUCUUAUGAAAAAGUUUGUAAAUAAAUGGAAGUCUUAUGUAGAAAAUCGGAAGAAGUAUGUCUCUGAACGCAGACAGGAAACAUUGAAUCAUUUCUUUGAUAAGAUUGCUAAGAAAAAAAUGGAUAUAACUCAGUCGACUGAACCGCAAAAUAAGGCUAAGCUCCAAGCUAGGGAUUACAACACUUAUCAGCAUAGAUAUAGAAUACAGAAACAUAUAAUUGCUCUGCAAAAAGCAAAACUAGAGGAGCAGAACCGAGUUAUAGAGGAACUAAAGUAUAAUAAAAUAGUGGAAGCUUCACGACUUUCGAUGGAUGCUAUGAAGGAACAAGUUCGUAAAGCAUAUUACGAAUUAGAUCGACAGUUAAAGCCUAAAAUAAAGUGUUUAACGAAUGAGUUAAACAUCCACGAGCUUGAAGAGCCGAAUUUAGUGUUACACUGUUUGAAGGUGCCACAGUUUUUACAAAGAAUGGAAAAGAGAGCACGAGAAAGAGAAGAAAAACAUUCGAUGAUCCGUGAGCGAAGACGACAGAUGGAAGAAGAGCGUAUAAGAUUAAAGCAACAGGCAGAAUUGGCAAAAGCAGAAAUGGAUAAAGAAGAAAAGAUGAGAAGAAUACAGGAACUGAGAGACAAGAGGAGAAAGGAAAAAAUUGAGACUAUAAGAAAAAAACAAUGGGCGUCGAGGCUGAGAGCGCUCAUAGUAAUGGCAGAUUUGCAUUACGAGAAAAGUUUAAAAGCAAAAUAUGGUAUAAGGCCGUUCAGAAUACUAAUAGCAAUGAAACGGGAUAAUAUUGAAAAGGCUAAAGCGCACUACAUGUUCCAACUUAAGAAUAACACGUUUUUACAUUGGAUGUGGUACACCGAAGACAUGUGGAUCGAGAGAAAUUUUAAAGCAGAGAACUUUUACCGAAAGAAAUUAUUAAAGAAGGGAUUUGAAGCUUUCAAAAUGAGUCACCGCAGCUUGGUUUUGAGGAAACAAGUGGCAGACGAUUAUUACGACCUGUAUAUUACGCAGAUGGCAUUCAAAAUGUUUCGUGAAGGUAUUAAUGUGAUGAAGAAGGAAAGCGAAAUGAAGUGGCAAAAGGCUAUUUUAUAUUACAAUAGCAACCUCAUUUUUAAAGUGUUCACCUGUUGGAGGACAUUACCAGCAAUAAAUGCUUUGCAGAGGGAACAAGAAGCUAGAAAGGCAAGAUGGCGCGAAAAAGUACUACAAGUUGUACCUGAUUAUACACCACCUGAUGAUUAGUUCAUAAUUGUAUUAUAAACGUAUACAUUUUUCAAAUUAUAAUUAUAAAUGUUUAUGCUAUAUUUAAUAGGAAAGGACAUAUUCCAUGAAAUAUACUAUGCUUUCUGACAAAUUAGAAGCAAAAUUGAAUAAGAAUAGCUCUAACAUGUCUUCGGUAAGUUAAUUAAGGGAUUAAGGCUUUGUGAGUCAAGAUUUAACGGACAGACUUGAUUUACAUUACUCAUCUACCUUGAUUUACAUAACUCAUCUACCUUGAUUUGUUUUCUUAAAAUUUUUGUAGGUAUGAGGUAGUCUUUUCUAUGACACAUUUUUGCAUGAGUUAAAGCGUCUUCCACUUUCUUUAAAAAGCAAUAUUUGAUUAAAAUGAGCGCUCGUCCUAAACAUUGCUCGCUUGCGCAUGUACAAAACUUAAAAAAAAAACUCUUGUCAACUUUUGACGCUACUAAUAACAUUCUAGGAACACGAUUAAUAAAAUUGUUAUACGAUUUUCAAUUAGAAUACGACGAUUUUUACCAGUACCUAACAGAUUAAACCCUUAACAUAGGAUAGAACAGAGGAUUUUAAGACUAGAUAUGUUUCUACCUAACUUAUUGGUCAUGGUUGAAUUUGUACAAUAAAAGUGGCCAAUUUUUACAAAAGAGGGUGGUGUUUGAUAUCGUUCAUGCAUCAAUGGUGAAAUGGUAACUUUUAUGCCAAAGCAGUAGGGCAAAUUUUCGCCAUCUUUAAUUCGUAUUUUAGGUUAAUAGAUUUACUCGUAAAUCUGUUUUUAAGAUUUCCUGUACCUACCUAAUUAUAAGUUCCAAUUAGAAACUAAGUGAAUUUUCUAUCUUGUGAAUUAAACAAGUGUCUUGUAGUUUCAAGUGUGAAAUAAAAACCCGUUCAAUUAUUGUUG
Molecule: messenger RNA, 3321 nt
Organism: Trichoplusia ni (cabbage looper)
Lineage: Eukaryota; Metazoa; Arthropoda; Insecta; Lepidoptera; Noctuidae
Product: trichohyalin
Exons: 8
Coding region: 258-2429 (723 amino acids)
Molecular function (GO): phosphatase binding
Source: RefSeq, a predicted model, not a curated record